UUUUUUAAAAAAACGAUGUUUACAAUAAAAUAAAUUUAUUUAUGGGCUUAAAAUAAAAUGACAUUCAAUUUGCAACUUUUAAUAUUCCUAACAUAUCAGUUAUCAGAAGUUAGCAGCAUAUGGAAUAUUUGGCAUUUUUGGAAGUUUCCAGAAUACAAUAAAGACCCAAUAUCGUACAAUAAUUUUUACGAACCACAAAUUACAAAAAUCACGGCUAUAUGCAGCGAUUAUCAAACAAAAUUAUACUUUGAUUUCGAAAGGCCAUUUUAUGGCGCGAUCGAGAUCCCAUAUAAUUAUGUCGAACGAUAUUUGGGGAAAUUUCCGUAUACACUCCAUAUACGCUAUAAUCGCAAAAACGACAAUGCAAAGCAAUGUGGCAUCGAAAUUAGAGGAAAGCAAAAUUUUCAGCACACUUUUAACAACGAAAAUUGUGGAAUUUAUACAAAACAGAUAUUCAAUGGGAACAAUAACGAUACUCGCCAAAAAAUAAUUAAACUGAAAAUUAGGUAUUUGAACAAAAGUUGGCGUGAAAAAUCGAUAUAUUGUAAAUGAAUUAGCUACAUUUGUAGCGUUUAUUUCAU
Gordionus sp. m RMFG-2023 is the source of this 581-nucleotide messenger RNA. RefSeq lists its product as uncharacterized. The transcript is spliced from 4 exons. Bases 58 to 552 code for a protein of 164 amino acids. The record is from RefSeq and is a predicted model, not a curated record. Lineage: Eukaryota; Metazoa; Nematomorpha; Gordioida; Chordodea; Parachordodidae.